Messenger RNA from Tetranychus urticae (two-spotted spider mite), 2116 nucleotides. RefSeq names its product cytochrome P450 2J4-like. Gene Ontology annotation, molecular function: iron ion binding; heme binding; oxidoreductase activity, acting on paired donors, with incorporation or reduction of molecular oxygen, reduced flavin or flavoprotein as one donor, and incorporation of one atom of oxygen. The record is from RefSeq and is a predicted model, not a curated record. Gene Ontology annotation, cellular component: intracellular membrane-bounded organelle; cytoplasm. Gene Ontology annotation, biological process: xenobiotic metabolic process. Lineage: Eukaryota; Metazoa; Arthropoda; Arachnida; Trombidiformes; Tetranychidae.
AAAAAUCUCAUGGAAAAUUAUAAAGAAUAGGCACUCUCAUGAUGAUUACAUAAUCGUAAGGGUGCAGCAAAAAUAGUAGAUUCAAUGUCAAAUCUAUUUGAGCUUGAGUGGAUAUCUGACGAAACAUUUUAUACAAACUCUACAAACAAAUUGUCUAUUUUCAUUAUUCCAACAAGUAUUGAUCAUAGUUUUGAUAAUUAUUGGUGUUACUGUAGAUCAUCGUCAAUGUUGAGGUUAUAAUGCCUGCGCUAGUUUUGUUGGGUUAUAGACUUGAACUCAACUCAAGCUCAAUCAAUUUAUUGUUAACUUGUGUUGCUCUUUUCCUGGUUACUUGUUUCAUUAAUUUGAUUCAAAGACUUCGUAAACUUCCACCCGGUCCAUGGGGCCUUCCAAUUGUGGGAUAUUUACCAUUUAUAAAGCAGGAUGCUCACCUUCAAUUUUAUGAAUUUACCAAGCGAUAUGGACCAAUAUGCAGCUUUGCUUGUGGACAAUUUGACGUCAUUUUAAUCAAUGAAUGGAAGUCAAUCAAAAAAGCAUUAGCAAGUGAUGAUUUACUCGCUCGUCCUGAUCAGGUUUUCCUGCCAGAAGUGAUUGAUGCUCCAUCAUUUUUUGAAAUGUCAGGUGAACCAUGGAAAGCUCACCGUAGACUUGCUCUUAAAACGCUUCGCGAUGUUGGCCUGGGUAAAACAAAAAUGGAAAAUCAAAUCAAAGAUGAAAUAAAAACAUUAAUUACAGAAAUAAAGCGACACAAUGGUAAACCAUCCAACAUCUUCCAGUUGCUUUCAAUGAGUGUUUCAAAUAACAUUUCAAUCCUCUUAUUUGGCCACAGAUUUGACUAUAGUGAUUCAAAAACAAUUGAAAUGUCCAAGGCUUUGGAAGAGCUUAAUCAUUUCGGUCAUUUCUUCAAUGCAGCCACUUUCCUUCCUUGGUUGGCAAAAAUUUUGGUGCGCCUUGAUUAUCAAAAGCUUGAGAAAAUGCGCCAAUUGUUUACAGCUAUUGAAGGCCAUGUUCUUAGUGAGGUUGAAUCACAUCAACAAAACAAAGAAACUUCCCAAAUAAAGGACUACAUCGAUGGUUUCCUCGAAGAGAUGGACAGUGGAACCAGACAGGAUAAAUCAACCUUUAAUAUCACAACUUUACGUAGAAAUGCAAGCAUUUUUUAUACAGCAGGAUCAGAUACAAUAUCAUUGACUCUCCAUUGGAUUUUCUUGUACUUGGUAACUUACCCAAAAUAUCAGGAUGAAAUUAGAAAUGAAAUAAGAGAAACAAUUGGAUUGGACCAACCGCCCGAUUUUGUGAAUCGUUUAAGGAUGCCUCUUACGAUGGCCUUUAUUUAUGAAGUCCUAAGGUUCUCAUCGAUUGUUCCUGUUUCUCCUUUGAGAAGAGCAACAAAAGAUAUUGAAAUUGACGGAAAUUUGAUACCGAAAGAUAGUCUGGUUGUAUUCAAUUUAUGGUAUACUCACCAUGAUCCUAAGCUUUGGGAUAAUCCAAAUAUCUUUUUUCCCGAACGAUUUCUGAGUGAAGAUGGGACUAAAGCUGUCAAACCCUCAUAUUUGAUACCAUUUAGUGGGGGCAAAAGAGUUUGUCCAGGCGAAAGUUUCGCCAUUCUUCAAUUAUUCCUUUAUCUUGUCUCAGUUGUUCAAAAGUUUCAGGUAACUGUUGAACUUGGUGAAACUAUUUCACUUGAAUCAUAUUAUGUGUUUACAAGGAGACCAAAGAAUCAAGUAAAUUUUAUUUUCCAAGAAAUUUGAUUUUUUUACUCAAAAAACUGUUGGUGACUUUCAAGGCUUUACAGAAAAAUAAAUAGUGAAUUAUUCAAAAAUUGGAUUCAAAAAUCUGAAUAAAUAAAAGGAUCUCAUUUUUUGAAAACUCCGAUAUAUCAAUUUUACGGAUUGCCCUAGCAUCAACCAUUGAUGAGUUGUGACUGAAAACCUUCGUAAACGAUAAAAAACUUAUUUACUCUUUGGUUGUGGUGUCUACAGUGGUUGCGGUGGUUGUUAAUGUCGUGGAGGCUGUGGAUAGGUGAGAUGGCAUAAUUUCUUAGAGAGAAAAUAAAAAGUGAAUUAUCAGACGACCGAGAUGAAAAUCUGAAUAAAUAGAACUGCGAUACAUCAAA